Molecule: messenger RNA, 2103 nt
Organism: Cyclopterus lumpus (lumpfish)
Lineage: Eukaryota; Metazoa; Chordata; Actinopteri; Perciformes; Cyclopteridae
Gene: galnt3
Product: UDP-N-acetyl-alpha-D-galactosamine:polypeptide N-acetylgalactosaminyltransferase 3 (GalNAc-T3)
Exons: 11
Coding region: 217-2091 (624 amino acids)
Cellular component (GO): Golgi apparatus
Source: RefSeq, a predicted model, not a curated record
GGAAGUUCUGUGAAAGCAGAACACAGAGCAACUCUUUUUUUUGGUCUCCGUGACCAAGUUUCUUUGGAGUUCGAGCAACACGUAGAACACCUACCGUCGAUGCAGGAUGUCAUUGGACAUGUUCAAGAACAAUUUGAAGGACUUUUCUAACCGAAGUCUGUAGAUCAGCGACUCUUCUUGAAUGUCAGUACGCAGCCUGCCCUCCAUUGAAGAAGAAUGAUAGCUCUCCGUAGAGUGCUCCGAAGGCGUUUGCACCCAGUCAAACUGGUGGCAGUGGCCCUCGUCUUUGUCACGUUCGUGUUCCUCAUACAAUGGGAAGUCGGGAGCCCGAGCCAACAGGAGGACCCGUGGCUGAAGGAGAUGGCGGUGAAGCGGGAUGCCAUGGUGGGCAUGGUGAUCGGAGCUGUCAAUAACUUCAAGGAUGUGAUUCCAAAGAUGCAGAUCCGAGCCCCCGUCCGCCAGCCGGGCGGCGCAGACCGGGUGUCUUGUCUGCCGGGUCACUACACUGCCGCCGAGCUCAGGCCGGCUCUGGAGCGGCCACCUCAGAACCCGAGUGCUCCUGGAGCCGCUGGGAAGCCUUUCCGACAAGACUUACUGAGCCCCGAGGAGCAGAAGGAGAAGGAGAGUGGGGAGGAGAAACACUGCUUCAACCUGUUUGUCAGUGACCGCGUCUCCUUGAGCAGAGACCUCGGCGCAGACACAAGACCACCAGAAUGUAUUGAGCAAACCUUCAAGCGAUGCCCCGCCCUGCCGACCACCAGCGUUAUAAUUGUGUUUCACAAUGAGGCUUGGAGCACCCUGCUAAGGACGGUAUACAGUGUCCUGCACACCUCCCCUGCCAUUCUCCUCAAGGAGAUCAUCCUGGUGGACGACGCCAGUGUAGAAGAUAACUUGAAGGACAGGCUGGAUGAAUAUUUGAAGCAGAUGAACAUUGUUCGAGUUGUCCGCCAGCGAGAGAGAAAAGGACUCAUCACCGCUCGGUUGCUUGGGGCCUCCGUGGCCACCGGUGACACACUCACCUUUCUGGACGCCCACUGUGAAUGCUUUAAUGGAUGGCUGGAGCCCCUUCUGGCCAGGAUAGCAGAUAACUACACUGUAGUAGUGAGUCCUGAUAUAACCACUAUUGAUCUCAAUACUUUUGAGUUCAUAAAACCAUCCCCAUAUGGCCAGAACCACAACCGGGGCAACUUUGACUGGGGCUUGUCCUUCGGCUGGGAAAGUCUCCCAGAUCACGAGAAACGAAGGAGGAAGGACGAAACAUACCCCAUCAAGACUCCCACAUUUGCUGGUGGCCUCUUCUCCAUCUCAAAAGAAUAUUUCUACCAUAUUGGAAGCUAUGAUGAAGAAAUGGAAAUCUGGGGUGGUGAGAAUAUUGAAAUGUCAUUUAGGGUGUGGCAGUGUGGCGGGCAGCUGGAGAUCAUCCCUUGCUCCAUUGUUGGUCAUGUUUUCCGCACCAAGAGCCCCCACACCUUUCCCAAGGGCACACAAGUAAUUGCUCGUAACCAGGUACGACUGGCGGAGGUCUGGAUGGACGACUACAAGGAGAUCUUUUACCGUCGUAACCAGCAAGCUGCACAGUUGGCAAAAGAUAGGGCCUUUGGAGAGAUCUCCAGACGCGUGGACCUCCGUGCGCGGCUGCAGUGCAAGAGCUUCUCGUGGUAUUUGAAGAACGUUUAUCCAGAAGUCUUUAUGCCUGAUCUCAGUCCACUCCGCUUUGGCUCAGUGAAAAAUGCCGGCAAAGACUCAUGUCUGGAUGUUGGAGAGAGCAAUGAGGGUGGGAAACCGCUGAUCAUGUAUCCAUGUCACGGACUCGGAGGAAAUCAGUAUUUUGAGUUCUCCACACGUCACGAGAUUAGACACAACAUUCAGAAGGAGCUGUGUUUGCAUGGGGAAAAGGGGACGGUGAAGCUGGAGGACUGCCAGUAUAAAGGCAGGAGCACAUCUGUAGGAGCAGAGCAAAAAUGGGAACUGAAGGAGAACCAGUUGUUCUACAUGCCAGGAUGGAACAUGUGUCUGAGUGCCCGUCAUGAGCACCCCUCUCUGGCCCUCUGCAACCCCUCAGACAGAUACCAGCUCUGGUCCUUCGUCUGAGUGUGCAAAAUA